GCAAUUGAAGAAGAAGACAAUCAACAAUAUAAAAUUAAGCGUAUAAAUUGUGUUAAUUUUAAAAUGACAAAGAAAAUAUUAAUGAUUUGUCUUGGCAACAUUUGCCGCUCGCCUAUUGCCGAAGUUGUGAUGGUCGAUGUCGUAGCCAAGGCGAAGGUCAACGAUGUCGUUGUGGACAGCGCUGCCAUCGGUUCGUGGCAUGUGGGAAAUCGAGCUGAUCCUCGAGCUUUGAGCACACUGCAGCAGCAUGGACUGAAGAGCACGCAUAUUGUACGUCAAAUAAAGAAGCAGGACUUCGAUGAGUUCGAUUACAUCUUCGGCAUGGAUGAGGAAAACAUGAGCGAGCUGCGGCGACUGGCGCCCAAAGGUUCGAAGGCGGAGUUGCUCAUGUUGGGUGACUUUGGCUUGCCCAAGGAAAAGCGUAUUAUCGAGGAUCCCUAUUAUCAAAGAGGCGCUGAGGGAUUCGAAGUGGCUUAUCAGCAGUGUGUUGUGGCCUGUCAAGCAUUCCUACAGCAGCGACUACAAAAAUAGUUAAACAAUAUAGUUAAGUGUUUGUAGUAAAUUGAUUACAAGAAUUAAAACUGCUAUUAACAUGAG
Drosophila albomicans is the source of this 597-nucleotide messenger RNA. RefSeq names its product low molecular weight phosphotyrosine protein phosphatase 1. NCBI's taxonomy places the organism in Eukaryota, Metazoa, Arthropoda, Insecta, Diptera, Drosophilidae. Gene Ontology annotation, molecular function: non-membrane spanning protein tyrosine phosphatase activity; acid phosphatase activity. Gene Ontology annotation, biological process: protein dephosphorylation. The record is from RefSeq and is a predicted model, not a curated record. Gene Ontology annotation, cellular component: cytoplasm. The transcript is spliced from 3 exons. The coding region runs from base 64 to 531 and encodes 155 amino acids.